Molecule: messenger RNA, 1398 nt
Organism: Trametes versicolor FP-101664 SS1
Lineage: Eukaryota; Fungi; Basidiomycota; Agaricomycetes; Polyporales; Polyporaceae
Product: cyclopropane-fatty-acyl-phospholipid synthase
Exons: 11
Coding region: 1-1398 (465 amino acids)
Biological process (GO): lipid biosynthetic process
Source: RefSeq, a predicted model, not a curated record
AUGCCCCACCGAUCCUCCCCGUCCCAGCACAGCGUCUCCUCCGCGGGCUCGUCCACCCUCGACAUCAGGACCGCCGCGGCUGCCCCUUACUCCAUGUUCACCAUGUUCGCCCGUUCCUCGAUCCUUUCCGUGCUCAGGUCCGCCAUUGCCGUCGGCUACAUGCGCAUCGAGGACCGGGACGACACCUUCCACUUCGGGAACGAGAAGACGGACGGGGCAGUCGUCCACCUCAAAGUCGUGAGCGGGAAAUUCUGGACCCGCGUGUUCACCUCGGGAGAUCUAGGCUUCAGCGAAGCGUACAUGAUCGGGGACGUCGAGAUCGCCAACCUGAAGUCGAUCAUGGACCUCUGGCUCGACAACCAAUCGACGGUCGCCGCGGUGUCGUCGGUGUACGCGCGCGUGCUCGCGGCCGCGUCCGGGCUCCGGAAUGCCUUCUUCGGCCAGACGCGCUCCCGCGCGCGCCUGAACGCGAUCGCGAGCUACGACCAGUCGAACGAGCUCUUCAAGGCGUUCUUGAGCAGAGAAAUGAUGUACUCGUGCGCGCUGUGGGGCGACGCGGAGGGCGGCGUGCGCGGGGACCUGCUUGGGGCGGGCCCGUCCGCGAACGACCUCGAGGGCGCGCAGAUGCGCAAAAUCCACCACGUGCUCCGCGCCGCGCGCGUCAAGCCGGGCGACCGCCUGCUCGAGUUUGGCACUGGGUGGGGGGCGCUCGCGAUCGAGGCCGCCGCGACAUAUGGGUGCGAGGUUGACACGCUCACACUCUCCGUUGAGCAGAAGGAGCUGGCGGAGGAGCGUAUACGAGCGCGCGGACUCGUGGGGCGUGUGCGAGUUCAUUUGAUGGACUACCGGGACCUGCCUGCCACGUUCGCACACCAGUUCGACGCGUUCGUGAGCAUAGAGAUGCUUGAACACGUCGGGAGCAAGUACUACAAGCGAUACUUCGAGCUCGUGGACUUUGCCCUGAAGCCUGCAGGCGCUACCGUGGUGAUUACCUCGUCGACGUUCCCAGAGGGCCGGUAUACCGGAUACCAAGCGGACGACUUCAUGCGGCGGUAUAUGUGGCCCAACUCCUGCCUGCCGAGCGCGACGGUGCUCAUCGACUCCGCGUACGCUUCCUCCGGCGGCCGCUUCACGCUCGAGGCCGUCGAGAACCACGCCCCACACUACCCGCGCACGCUCCGUACGUGGGGCCGGCGACUACACGCGAACCAGUGGGCGCUGCAGGAGACGCUCGCGGCGCGCCAUCCAGCGCUGCGGGACCGCGCGACGUACGGCGCGUUCCUGCGCAAGUGGGAGUACCUGUUCGCGUACGCGGCGGCGGGCUUCGCGAAGGGCUACAUUACGUGCCACAUGCUCACGUUCGUGAGAGCGAGCGACGUCACGGCUGCGUGCGAUUAA